Aspergillus sclerotioniger CBS 115572 is the source of this 225-nucleotide messenger RNA. RefSeq names its product NADH:ubiquinone oxidoreductase 6.6kD subunit. The coding region runs from base 1 to 225 and encodes 74 amino acids. NCBI's taxonomy places the organism in Eukaryota, Fungi, Ascomycota, Eurotiomycetes, Eurotiales, Aspergillaceae. Gene Ontology annotation, cellular component: mitochondrion. The record is from RefSeq and is a predicted model, not a curated record. The transcript has 4 exons.
AUGGCCGGCCCCAGCAAGUCCCUGAUCCUUGAUCCGGCACUCCAGAAAUACUACGACCUCACUGCCAACCGUUACAAGUACUUCCGGUGGACGCCGCGUCAUGCCUGGUUCUCGUUCCUCUACAUGGUCCUGAUCCCGAGUUCUCUGGGCUACGUUGCCUACAAGACUGAUGGUCUGUACAACCUGCGCGGAAAGCGUAGAGGCGAUACCAUUGUGGAGUUUUAG